AACAACAUGGCAGCAACCACAGAACACGUUGAAAUCACGUCCACACAGGCAGAUCCUCCAAAAAUUGACAAUAUAGAAGCUCCAGAACCCAGCAGAGACCCAGACACCUCAGACUCAGAACAGGCGGACCCAGACCCGGAUCCAGAUGAGGACGAAGACGAGGACGGAGGCGAGCCGCCAGGGCCGAAAAUCCGAGACACCCCGGAGGACAUUCGGCUGGAGGCGAUCGCUAACACGGUUGCGCUCCAUCCGAGCAGGAACAUACUGGUGUGCGGGGACGUGGACGGGGACGUGUAUGCCUACUCCUACUCUUGUACGGAGGGGGAGAACCGGGAGCUGUGGUCGUCCGGACACCACAUGAAGUCCUGCCGGCAGGUGCGCUUCUCCGCGGACGGAUUGAAGCUCUACAGCGUCUCCAGAGACAGAGCCGUCCACAUGCUGGACGCGGAGCGAGGACAGCUCGUCACACGGAUCCGCGGGGCGCACGGGGCCCCCAUCAACAGCCUGCUACUGGUGGACGAAAACAUCCUGGCGACCGGAGACGACGGGGGUACCCUCAAGGUGUGGGAUAUGAGGAAGGGGACGGCCAUCAUGGAUCUGAAACACCAUGAGGAUUACAUCAGUGACAUCACUGUGGACCAGGCCAAGAGGAUCCUACUCACUGCCAGUGGUGAUGGUACCAUGGGCGUCUUCAACAUCAAGAGGCGGAGGUUCGAGCUGCUGUCUGAGUUCCAGAGUGGCGAUUUGACCUCGGUGGCGCUGAUGAAGCGGGGCAAGAAGGUGGUUUGCGGCUCCAGCGAGGGGACCAUCUACAUCUUCAACUGGAACGGCUUUGGUGCCACCAGCGAUCGCUUCGCCAUCAAGGCGGAGUCGGUGGAGUGCAUCAUCCCCAUCACCGACAGCAUCAUGUGCACCGCCUCCAUGGACGGGUACAUUCGAGCCGUCAACCUCCUUCCCAACCGGGUCAUCGGCUGCAUCGGACAGCACGUCGGCGAACCCAUUGAAGAGCUCGCCAAGUCCUGGGACUCCCGCUUCCUGGUCAGCAGCGCCCAUGACCAGCUCAUCAAGUUCUGGGACAUUUCCAGUUUACCCAACAUGACUGUCGACGAAUACCGCAAGAGGAAGAAGAAAGACGGCCGAAUGAAGUCUCUAACCAAGAAAGCCCACGGAGACAAUGACUUCUUCUCAGGACUUGUAGAGGAAACGGAAAAGAAGGAGGAUGAAGAGGCAGAGGAAGAGGAUGAUAGUGAUGACAGCGACAGUGGCAGCGAUUAAUAAGCAGUUGUACUUGGUUUCAUGUUUGAAGAGCGUUCUUACUGUGCCUUAAGUCUCAAAAAGUGAACGAACGUGGCUGCUGUCGGUUCUAGGCUUUCAUCCGAAGGGCCUCACAGUGUCCGUGGUGUGUCGAGCGUGGGUGGCAGACAUUAGCAGGUACUGAACACCUGAUCCUCACAGUGUUGGUGUCUCAUUUAAGAUACAACUUUAAAUGAGAAACAAACCAUCAUUGACGACUCUGUUCACAAGUGGGAAUGUCAGGAUGAGGUUUACGUCCGUGCAGACACACAUAUGUGGUGGGAUGAAUGUUCCAGAAGAGUUUAUAGUCUUUCCUUCACAAAUGUUCAUUCUGACUGAACCAAAUAAAAGAAGAAAUGAUUAGGCUAUAAAUAAUAUGAAAUAAUAUCUAUGGUUAGGAGGGUAUCAAACCUGUAUACUUUUUUGCUGCGGAACAAAUGUGUCCCUAACAGAAUAAUAAAAACUCAUA
This is a messenger RNA of Chelmon rostratus (copperband butterflyfish), 1762 nucleotides long. RefSeq names its product WD repeat domain 55 (gene wdr55). Gene Ontology annotation, molecular function: protein binding. Lineage: Eukaryota; Metazoa; Chordata; Actinopteri; Chaetodontiformes; Chaetodontidae. Bases 7 to 1275 code for a protein of 422 amino acids. The record is from RefSeq and is a predicted model, not a curated record. The transcript is spliced from 4 exons.